Molecule: messenger RNA, 1150 nt
Organism: Danaus plexippus (monarch butterfly)
Lineage: Eukaryota; Metazoa; Arthropoda; Insecta; Lepidoptera; Nymphalidae
Product: transmembrane protein 80-like
Exons: 2
Coding region: 154-588 (144 amino acids)
Biological process (GO): non-motile cilium assembly
Cellular component (GO): ciliary transition zone
Source: RefSeq, a predicted model, not a curated record
AUACAUAUACCCUACAUAUUGGUGUAUUAAGGGUAAAGUGGUUAGUGGGUACUAACUGUAAUCUUUCUAUUUUUAUAUCAUUCUUGAUUUUUAUUACAAACUCUCGUCGGCUAUUACGAAAACAACCGAAUUUGCAAAUAUCAUUUUUCAAAAAUGGUGAAUUCGAGUUUAGCAUAUGAAAUACUCUUAUAUAUAAAUUCAUUCUACUUCGGUUUGUUCGCCACAUGCGAGCUGGGAACAUUAAUAUUGAAGUCAGUAUUGAUUGGUGUAAAGUACGAUGAUAUGGAGAAAAAUAGAACGAGGCUUGGACAAGACUAUGGAGUGCUGGUGGCCCUAUUCAUUAUAGAAGCAGCUAGACUAUUUUUAGGCCGAAAAGGGAGCCUUAGCGAAAGAGAUAUCCCGGUGAUGUUCUCAGUGCUACUUACAGUUCCUUCUAUAGUGGGAGUACUUUACCUACUUAUAUGGCAGGUUGUCGUUUUAAGAAUUGAAUAUAUUUGGUGUACCCUGAUGCUUAUGCUACAGCUCUUGGAAUUCAUGUUUGCGUCCAUGUUUAUAGUGACAAUGUGCCGAGGACCGUCAUACGACUAACGAAAAAAAUAAAAAAAAUAUUUUAAAGUUAUUCAUAUAGAAAUGUUAUACCUGAUACAUUUUAAUCUUUAGUUUGUAUAAGGAUGGAACAAUUUGUAGUUUCACUUAGUUAUCGUCCUGACAAUUUUCUAUAUUGAUAUACGUGAUUUACUAAUACCAAAGAUGUGUUUAUAGAUUAUCAAUACCAAAUAGGAAUGUAAUUUUUUAAAACGUUAUUCAGAUUAUAAAAUAGGCAUAUUGGUAUGUUGAAAGUUCUUUAAGUAAAUUGAUAAUUGUGCCACAUUUAUACUAUAAUAAUGUACCGUGUAUAGGUGUGAAGUGAUCGUAGCCUUCCCUAAAGUUAUAACUAACCAAGUGAUGCGAGUGGCCUUUUGUAAAAUGUAGCUUUUUUAUCAAAUAUAAAUCUUCCAUUGUCCAUAGAAAAUAAAUAGAGAGAUUUUACAAAUUUUGUGAAAAAUAUAAAAAUUUUACCAUAUUGUUAGAUAGAUAUAUAUAUACAUGUUUGUGUGUGUAAUGUUGACAUAUAUAAUGUUUGUCCAAAUAUACUAGUCAUUUACACUGA